AUGUCUGCAGCCAGCUCGGCAAAGGCUUCACAACCUGCUGCUUCCAGCUCUGGCAGUCUUUCUUUCGAGCAAACAGCGGUGGCGUGGACGGAUAUCGAAGCUGGGGAGGCUGUCGGCUCAGAGGGGCCUGCGCAGAGCAUCGCACAGAGUAUGAGGAGAAUGUUUCCCCCUGCACAACCACCCGCUCCGGACAACCAACCUGAACUGUUACAGUCAGCUCAGGGUCCCCCUCAGCUGCCAUCUGCAGCCCGCGGCUUUGCUCCUGGAGAGCAAGGAAGACCAGGCCCCAUGCACGGGAUGGUUGCGGUGCCCCCCAUCUUGGCGGAGUGGGUGACCUCCCCCGAUGCUGCGGAUGUGCUGGCCAAGAUCCUGGGAGUGGCACGCGCACGCCUGCGGGGCGUGGAGCAGAACGCUGUGCGGUUUGAAGCAGAGGAGGAAGAGGCGGUGCAAGAAGCGCAGGGGCUGCUGCAGAGCCAUUUGGAUCACAAGGCGGGCGUGGAGGAGAAGCGGCGUGUAAAGCGCGAGCUGGAGCUGAUUGAGCAGGAGUUCAGGGACGGGCUGCGCUGUGAAUUCCAGGUCCCCCUGCAAGCGCUGCCCCAUGUGUUUGGCGUAAAUGGCAGCAACCUGGCGCAGGUGCAGGCGGAGUGCGGGGUGGAGCGCGUGCUGGUGGACUCUGACGAGAGCAUGGUGCGCAUCGUGGGGCGCUCCAGGGAGGCGGUGGCCGCGGCGCGCUCCCGCCUGGAGUACGACGUGUGGUGCCUGCCAACGGCGCGCGACCUCUUGCAGAGCAGUGGCAACAAGAUCGAGGCCCUGCUGGAGCGCGUGCGCACCAAGAACAAGCUGGCGGAGGCAGAGGUGCAGGAGGACGAACAAGGCCCCUGGGUGAGCCUGGUGGGCUGCAAGGCGGUGUUGGCGGAGGCAGCCCGUGUGGUCGAGGGCCAGCUGCAGCUAUUCGAGAUGAUGCAAGCAGAGGCCGCUGAAGUUGCUGACGUCAGCGAGGAGCAGGUACAGCGGGUCAGCCGCACCUGGGGAGUGCAGCCCCGCUCAGGACCCCCUGCAGGCGGGCCGCCCUUCUUUGCGGCCCCUGCCCGCUUGCCGGCCAACACAGCAAGAGCCCCAUCAACCGCGCAGUCCCGGGAGCCAAGGGCGGCAGCACAGGCAACGACUGGCGAGUGGGAGGACAUUGAACCCCCAUUGAUGGGUCCAGAUCAGAAGCAUGCAUCGGGAUGGGGGUCGCAGACUGGGAGCCCGGGGCAAGGGCCGGCGGGGAGCGCAGCACGUCCGACUCAACUUGCGCGGUUACAGCCAAGAACGGGAGCAGGAGCGGCAAUGGGUGCAACCUCCAAUGGGGUCGUGGACGGGACCGCGGGUGUUGCGCCCACAGGGUGGGGCCAAGCUGCAGCAGGUGGUCAUCCUGGGUCGACAACUGGGCACCGGACUGGACCUGCACUCGGACAGGGUUCCCUGCCAGCUGUCAGCCAGCCAGCGCGUGAGGCAAGCGGUCCGACUCAAGUGGCGGGAGGGUCUGGUGGGUGGGGAGAGGUGCCGGCGUUCCAGCAUGAUGUUCGAGGAGGGGCAGAGCCACGGAUCGUAACCCGAAGGCCCCUCGCGGCGACCCCGAAUCGGCUGGCCGCCAGCGUGCUGGCCACUGUUGUGAGCUCACGCCAGAAGGAGGGGGCACAGAUCAGCAGGGGCAGAGGGGGUCUGGGGGCAUCUCCGGAGAAGGGCGGUCGAGCAAACAGGAGCGGGGCGGAGGGAGAGAUGAAAGGACGGGCGACCGGGGGUCAGAUUGCGGCAGCGCAAGGAGCGGAGCAAGAUUAUCAGGGGAGCAGCCUGGGCGCGCGUGAUGAAGAGCCCCCUGGCGCAACUGGCUGGGGGGACACGCCAGCUGCAAACAGUGGGGGACUGCAAGUCGAGCGGGGCAGGGGGCAGAUCAAGGAGGCGGCAGCCGAGAGCGGGUUCUGGACGCUGGGGUCCCCUCCAGGCGCCACCCCCGCUCCCCCGCUGGACCAGGAAUCGGUCAAGAGCACCUGGGACGCUGCCUGGCCCAACUCUGCCGUCGCAGGGCGCACCAACUGGGGGCAGCAGCGGGGGCCCGAGGGCCAGACGAUCCUGGAAGGGAGGGGAUCCGCCCAGAGAAGCGGCCCGCCCGGUCCUGCCGCCCCCGCGCCCCUCCCUGGGCCUGCGGCCAGCUCUGAGCAUGCCUCCUCGGGGUGGAGAGGGCAGCCGCGCUCGGCCGCCUCAGGGUCUCUCAGCUCGUCUCAGCCGGGGGCCUCCAUCAGCAGGGGCGAGCCCAGCACCGCAAGCUCGGGGCCUGCCCCGCGCCGCAGAGUGGAGAGGAUCAACGCCAACGCGGUGCCGCCCCCUGACGUGUCCACUCUUCUGCGCGCUCCGUCCGGCAAAGCGGGCGUUCGGCCCGUUCUUGCUGCUCCCUCGUCGGCUCCUGCUGCGGCGGAGCCACUCAUCAGCAGGAGCGCGGCCGCUGGGGCUCCUAGCAGGCAGCCAGGUGCUGCGCCGCCAGCCAAGGCCCCCGCGUACAGGCCGGAGGAUGCGGUCGUUCUCGUGACUGCCAGCGAGGGGAGCGGCUCGGGGCGGGUACCUCCCCAGAGCAGGCCUCUCAUCGGCCGGCCUAGCACCACCCGGUCUCAGCCGCAGGCACCCAAGGCGUCUCCUGUGGUAAGCCUGGAACGGGAAGCUCCCCGGACACCUGCGCAAGACGUGCGGUCCGCCAGCCUGCCCAAGGCUUCCGGUGCCUCCAAAGGCAGCGUGUCGGAGCGGCCUGAGCGGAAGGCGCUGCUGCGGGCGGUGUCAUCGGCGUCGAGCACAGGCAGCACCAGCAACUCGAAGCUGGCAAACAGGGGACAGGGGGAGGUCGCGGGACGGGGGAACGGGCCAGGACAGGUGGCGCCCCUGGGAGCCUUCCAAGAGGAUACGCAAGAAGGGGCGAACAAGGAGGCCCGACGCUUGGAGCGCACGCAGGAGGAGGCGUCCCUGCCAGAGGGGAAUCAGGAACAGGAGGGAGAGCAAAAGAUGGUCAGUGGAAGUGCCGAAGGGGCGCACGAUCCUAUGUCAGCGAGGGUGCACGCUGGGGCGAAACAAGAAGCUGAGGGUAGAGGCGCUUCCGUGAAGUCGGUACGGGGGAGCGAAGUGGAGCCGCUGGGCCCGGCAGAAGUGGCGGAAGCGCGGGAUGCAGCACCGGAUGCUCCAGGGAGAGGUGAGAGAACCGAGCGGACGGAGGCUGCCACACUACGUGGCCAGGACGGAGAGGAGGGGGCGGUCGCUGGCAGCAGCGACAGCGAUGGAGUGCAGGCAGUCGAGCAAGGCGUGGGGCUGGUGGAGGACCCUGCCGCAUCGCACGGGGCCUCAAGAAAUGCAGCUUGCCCAGGCCCGAAGGCAGGAAACGAGAGCAAGGCAAAGGACGAGGCGAGAGGAGAGAUCAACGGGCGGAGCGGGGGUGGGCAGACCCGCGCGCGGAAGUGGGCCUCAGAGACGAGCGAAGAGGAGCAGCGUUUUGAAGAGGGGCAUGCUGCGCAGCACGGGGCCCCGCAGGGAGAAGGACCGACGAGAAACGGCCACGAAGAGGUUGCUCGGGAGGAAGCCGCUUCUGUAAGUCAGCAGGGACGCGUUGCUGGCGGGCCUUCGGGGUGGGGCGACGCGAAGAAGCCGGAGGCGGAGGAGAAACCGUCAAAAUGGGGGACAGCGAAUCAUGUGAACGGAGGCCUGGAGGAGGUGGAGGACCACCCGUUUGCGCAGAGGACGGGGCAGGGCGCGCGGCCGGAAUCCGGCAUGCGGCCGUGGUCAGACGAGGCGGCGGCUCCGGCUGCGCCGCGCGGCAAGGGCGCGGGCAGCGGUAGCUGGGUGAGCGACGACUCGGGGAGCGUGCGCAGCGUGGGCGUGGACGUGGGCCGCUGGGCGGAGGAGGCGGCCAUCAGCACGCUGUCGGAGCACGAGGCGCUGCUGCACGACAGCCCGCACGGCUUCGAGGGCGCCACCGACAGCGGCAGCGGGCGCGGGGGCAGCACGGGGAGCAGCCGCGCGGGCAGCAGCGAGGGGCGGCGCGGGCCGGUGUACCGCAUGAAGAUGCAAAAGUUCCAGCUGGCAGCCAUCAAGGCCAACCAGGUCGGGGGGGGGCCGCCCACCGGGUGGGAGGCCGUGCCCGAGGAGGGGGCCACGCCGGGGAAGGGCCUGCCAGGCACCGAGCCAGGCCCCUCCGUCGCCACUGACGCGCCGCCUGCUGCCAUGCAUUCCGAGCCUCAGGACGUCCGUGACUGGGUGCGCCCCAAGCUGAGGCCGGACAGAGCAGGCCCUCUGUUGGACACUCCGGGACCCAGCAGGCGGCUAGCUGUGCCCCCUGCCGCAAGAGCGCCCCACAGGGCAGAGCCCGAGAGGCAGGACCGGCCGCCUGCGCCAGCUCAGCCCACAGCCGCAGAUGAAAGAGCAGAGCCAGAAGGGGGUUUUCCUGCAGAAGAGGCAGUCCGAGCAACGGGAUGGGGUGAUGCGGAGGGGGCAGAGCAAGAAGCGUUGGCAGGGACUGAGGAGGUCGAGGCACGUGGUUGGACCGAGCCGCCACGAAGGCGAGAAGAGGCCAGCAAGGCAGGCGCGCACCGGGGGGAGAGGCGCGGCGGCAGGCUGGACGAGAGGGCGCGAUCAGCCGAGGUGUACAACGAAGCGAACGGGGGUUCAGCUCAGGAGACAGACGUGGCGGUGGGAGCGGAAGAGCCCGGGGCGCCAACGGGGUGGGGAGGCGACGUGGCGGGGCCGUCGGCAGUGCAGAGUGAGCCGAAGGCGUACCCUCAGGAUGAGAGGGGAGCAUCAGGGGGCCUGGGUGUCGCGGAUUACGCCGAAAUUAGCGAGGAGCGCGAGUAUGGCAUGGCACCGGCAGACGAGGCGCAGCCAACCGGCUGGCCGGAAGAGGGGAAGGCCGAGCGGGGAGGGCCGUACGAGGGGCACACAGGCGUUGCGGCUGGCGAAGCCACGAGAGAAGACCCGCACGCUGACGUCAGCAUGGAGUACGAGGAGUCGUGGGACGGCGAGGAUGACGCAAGCGCGUCGGAAGCGGAGAGCUCUCCUCGGGGCGGCUUGCAGAAGGCGCCGCUUCGGAUUGGGGCGCAGGACGUGCGGCUGGUGGAGGGGACGCUGCCGGCCACAGCGCUCAAGCGCAGCACCGUCAAUCCGACGCUGCUGCCAGGGACACAGCGCGGCGCGGGGCAAGCGCAGGAAGCGGCGAGCCGCAUGGAGGUCGGGGUGCAGGAUGCACGGCUGCUGCCCGUGGAACGGUCAGAGAGGCUGGAGAGAUCGGGACAGCGCAAGAAAAAAGACCGGAAGGGGAAGGGGAGCAGGGAGAAGAAGGAGCGGAGGCGCGAGGAGAGGAGGCUCGAGGAGAGGAGGCGCCGCUCGGGUGGUUCGAGAACGCCGCAGGGGGCCUCGCCUGGCGGGGACCUCAGCGAGAGAGGCGUGCUACCCGGUCCUUUGCGGCAGACGCCCGGUGCCAGUGGGAAUAACACGCCGUCGCCGUCCCGAGUUCCCCCCUCCGGGUGGAAUGCGGGGGGGGGAUCCCCGGUGACGCCCGCCAGCAUCCUGCAGGCCGUGGAGCAGCCGAGCCCCGGGGGGCGGAGCAGCCGGCUGAGGAAGGAAGGAGGGGGCAGGGGGACCAAGGAGCAGGCACAAACAGCGAAUGAAGGACGGACUUGGCAGGACGCGGCAGAGGCGUCCGUGCAAGAGCGGGCCAGCAAUCGCGCAGGUGCAUCGUUGGCAGCCGACACGGAGGCGGGCAUUCUGGGGAAGGGCGGGCCGGUGGCGCCGAGCAGGACGAGCGAGGAUUGGCCGCGGGACUCCACUGGAAGACGAGCCAGCAGUCAGCGCCGCAGUGCCGGGAAUGCACAGGGUACCCAACCCGAUGCCGCGAGAGACGUGAGCCAGGACAGCAGCCACCUACAGCGAGAAGAGGGGUCGUCCCAAAAGCGCGAAGUAGGCAGCGUUGGAAUCGAGGCAGCGGGGGGGGGCAAGGAGAGCGACGCUGGGGGGGCCGGGGGUGAUGCAGACAAGCAGAGCAGUGGCAGCGGCGGGCAGCGCGGCAGCAGUGGCCAGUCAGCCAAGCGGGCGGUCCGACCGUCGGGAGUGUGGUCUGUGCGAGAUAGGCGAGGGACGUCGACCAGUUCUGCGUGAACCAAAGCCGACUUUAGUUUUGCAGGUCACUUUGUCUAUGGUGGUACUUGGUUAGAUCCGAGUCAAACAGUUUGAGGCGGUGCCAGGGCAUGUAUGUAGCGGGGCUAUGAUGCGCAGUGCGUUCCAGUGGUCUUGUUCUGUGUUCAGUCAAUGCUGCUAUAGCUUGAUCUUGAUGAAUCAAUACCUAGUCGACAGCGAUAAGCACGCCAGGUACUUGUUUGUGAAACAGCUUUGCUUAACCGCUGGCGGGCCUUUGAUAACCUGAUACUCGAUCGUCCUUCCCACCUUGCUGGUAUCUUUUAUUGGUGGUCAAAGUGACGUUGAGUUGGUCAAGUCGAACUGAGAUAGACAAGCAUAUGCUUUAUCGUGAAGGCUUGA
Messenger RNA from Klebsormidium nitens, 6543 nucleotides. The record is from the annotation of a GenBank genome assembly. Lineage: Eukaryota; Viridiplantae; Streptophyta; Klebsormidiophyceae; Klebsormidiales; Klebsormidiaceae.